Messenger RNA from Eutrema salsugineum, 558 nucleotides. RefSeq names its product glutathione S-transferase T3-like. The transcript has 2 exons. The coding region runs from base 1 to 558 and encodes 185 amino acids. NCBI's taxonomy places the organism in Eukaryota, Viridiplantae, Streptophyta, Magnoliopsida, Brassicales, Brassicaceae. The record is from RefSeq and is a predicted model, not a curated record.
AUGGAUAUCCCUAACCCCUACCAAAAUGGUGAAGGUUUUGUUAACCUCUUAACAAGCCAGCUAGUUAAUGAGGUUAAUGCACCAACUAUCGACCUUCGAUCAGCCGACCUCCCACAUUUCAGUUCACAAGUUUUUGGGGAACCAACUCAAGGAGGCAGGAAUCAGGCGGAGCGAAGGAAAUGGACGCCAAAGGAAGACCUGGUUUUGAUCAGUGCCUGGUUGAAUACAAGUAAGGACCCGGUGGUUGGUACAGAUCAGAAAAAUACAGCCUUCUGGAAACGGAUUGUCGAUUUGUUCAACUCCUGUCCGGAUCUAGUUGGUCAGCCCAGAAGAGAGGUUAGCACCUGCAAGCAGAGAUGGGGACGUAUCAAUGACCAUGUCUGCAAGUUUGUUGGGAGUUAUCAAGCCGCCACGAAGGAGAAGAGCAGUGGCCAAAACGAUAACGAUGUCAUGAAAGCUGCUCAUGACAUCUUCUAUAACGACUAUGAGAUGAAGUUUACCCUAGAGCAUGCAUGGAGUUUACCCUUAACUCAGUUAUGCGAUGUUGGUCCUCAAUGA